CAUAUUGGUCUAUGACCCCCACCACCACCAUUAACCUCCAGAGUGAUUAGCCUACCCAUCUUGUGUUCCCAUGGAAGGAGCUGAGUAUAUUUAAUAUUAGGAGCACAUCCAGAAGCCUUUGAGGAGGGGGAUGGCUCUUCAUAUUCAUGAAGUUUACAUACUUCUGUUGGUCAUCCCUGGAUUGGUUACCUCUGCUGCCAUCAGUCAUGAAGACUAUCCUGCUGAUGAAGGUGACCAGACCUCCAGUAAUGACAAUCUGAUCUUUGACGACUAUCGAGGGAAAGGGUGUGUGGAUGACAGUGGCUUUGUAUACAAGUUGGGAGAACGAUUUUUCCCAGGACAUUCCAACUGUCCAUGUGUUUGUGCUCUGGAUGGACCUGUUUGCGACCAACCCGAAUGCCCUAAAAUUCACCCAAAGUGUACUAAAGUGGAACACAAUGGAUGCUGUCCUGAGUGCAAAGAAGUGAAAAACUUUUGUGAAUAUCAUGGGAAAAAUUACAAAAUCUUGGAGGAAUUUAAGCCCUCUCCAUGUGAAUGGUGUCGCUGUGAGCCCAGCAAUGAAGUUCACUGUGUUGUAGCAGACUGCGCAGUUCCUGAGUGUGUCAACCCAGUCUAUGAACCAGAGCAAUGUUGUCCUGUCUGCAAAAAUGGUCCAAACUGCUUUGCAGGAACUACCAUAAUUCCGGCUGGCAUUGAAGUGAAAGUGGAUGAAUGUAACAUCUGUCACUGUCACAACGGGGAUUGGUGGAAGCCUGCUCAGUGUUCAAAGCGCGAAUGCCAAGGCAAGCAGACUGUGUAGAACAAAUUCCCAACCGAUGAGGAAAGGAUGCUAUGGCUUCUACAGUGCACAUGUUUAAAACAAAACAAAACAAACAAACAAACUCCUGCCAGCUACAACAGGG
Ceratotherium simum simum (southern white rhinoceros) is the source of this 902-nucleotide messenger RNA. NCBI's taxonomy places the organism in Eukaryota, Metazoa, Chordata, Mammalia, Perissodactyla, Rhinocerotidae. The record is from RefSeq and is a predicted model, not a curated record.